AUGAGUGCAUACUUUGCGGACAUCGAUGCCGUCUGUUCGACGCUCGGUUGGAUGGAUGGCGAUGUGUACAAGAUGGAUCCGGAAGCGGUACAGGGCUUGAAGCAUCUGAUUUGGAUACUGAAGCAGGACAGACCUUCCCACGAAUGCCGUCGUUACAUCGGUGGCAAACGUAUCGUACAGACCGAUCUAAUACCAAUGGUUAUCAGCAAUUUCGACAAGCCGGAUGUGGUCGAUGUACUGUUACGACUGCUCGUCAAUCUGUCCUUUCCGACGCUGCUGCUGUACAACGGAAACUAUCCGCGCGAUGCAGUGGAGCAGAGAAAAUUCAUCCGGCUCAUAGAGAUUUGUGAGGAGUACAAGGAAGCGUUUUCGUUGAAAAGCUUCUGGUCGGUGUUGGGUGAUCGGUUAGAAAAAAUUCUCCGUACGGAUUGGGCAUUACGUAGCGAAGCAGACGGGCUCAUUAUCGAACGUAUCCUGGUGUUGAUUCGAAAUGUGCUUCAAGUUCCGACGAAUGUGGAAAGAGAGAAGCGCUUUGACAAUGAUGCCAGCCAGCACGAUUGUUUGCUGUGGGCGCUACAUCAGGCAGGUAUACUGGACAUCAUUCUGUACAUUCUUGGUUCGCCGCAUGAAAAUCGUUUCCUCAUACAUACGCUCGAGAUCUUAAGUCUUGCCUACCGCGAGCAAACGGCAGUUCAUCUUGCGGAUGCGACACUGCAGCGCACCAACAUCGAGAAGAAGACGGAUGAAUUACUGUUGAUAAAAGCGAGACAACCAUCGGCAGCAACGACAGCCGCACGCAGAAAACCUAACUCAAUGCGCCAUUCGUGGUUCCGCGGUACGUACACGUACAAUAAUUUGAAAUCCAUCUCAGACAGUGACGCGGUUUGCCAUCAGUCGUUGGGCAAGAUAAUACGAAUGGAGUUCAGUGCGGAGAAGCAUCGCCAGAAGGUAUCUUUCCGGCAGGCCAAAGAAAAUGAAACGAUCGAACGGAAAAGCAUCUUCUCGGUGCGUCUGUUUCUGCGCGAGUACUGUAUGGAGAUACUGCGUGUGUACAACAAUAUGGUGCGACAGGCAAAGCGCCAUCUAGACCAACAUGGCACGAGCGUUUCGGAAUUCCAUGAUGAUUCGUAUCUUCUGUGGGCCAUACGGUUCUUUCUCGAAUUUAAUCGACACUGUGGGUUUAAGAUUGAGCUUGUGAGCGAAUCGCUAAGUAUUGACGCUUUCCACUGGAUCAUAGUGCGUAUGGAAACGUAUAUAGAAAACAUUACUGCGGAUAAAACGCGCAAAUCGAUCUGGGCACGACGACUUCAUCUGACUGUGCAGACGUACCGGGAGCUGUUAAACAAUAUGUAUGCACUGGAAAAAAACAAGGAUCCUAGCGCAACUGAGCUGCUGUCCGUACUACAAAAUAAUAUUUUUUACGUCAUGGAAUAUCGCGAAAUGGCUGUACAUUUGUUGACAAACUUCAAAGAAACCAUCCAUACGAGAGCGUUUAUUAGGGAUGUUGUCGAAGUCGCCCAUCUGUUCUUUAACAUGUUGCAACGGUUCUGCAAGGGUACGGUGCGAGUACAGCAACGGGUCAAACCAAAGCGCAAGAAAACGGCCAAGAAACAAACCAGAAAGGAAAAAUCUAUUGAAGAACAGGAAAAUGCGGAAAUUCUAUGGCUGCAAGAGGCACCAACUGUUGCAGCACUGUUGGAAAACAGCGAGCUGAAACAAAGUGAUCUUCCAACACCAUUCGACGCGGCAUCGUCCGUUCCAGUUGACGAACAAAAGGGGGAAUGUGUGAAGCGCAUCCACGUACUACUUCGCGAUAAACAGUACGAGCAAGCAAUUAAAAUGUUGUACGCCGCAAGAUCGGUUUGGACGUUGGAUGAUUGCUUCGGCAAUGAGACUUCUAGCCCGGAUGAAGAUUUAAUAACACUACGCGACAUAUUUACCGCAAAUCUGUCCUCUGAAGUUGAUCAAGAUGAUAACGGUGAGGAUGACUUACCGAUCGAUUCAGAAGACGAAGACGAAAUAGAAGCAUCGGAAAGACACGUACGUAGUGCGGAAAAAGAUUUCAAAUUUGAAGACUUCUCCAAAAGACUCGUAGAUCAUAGAGUAGUGUAUGCAUGUACUACCGUCUUACACGAUUGGGAAAAGAUUAAGACACCCUGUCUGAAGGCGGCCGUCACACUGCUAUACCGGAUUUGUGUUGAGCAUAAAAUGCCGUCUUUGCUGUUCCAGGUUUCUCUUCUACGUGUAUUCCAGGCUGUGUUGAAUGCACCCGAUGACGAUCAUGCACGUGAGUUGCGACGAUUAGCCAUCCACACAGUGCGCCAACUGCAGCAAAAGGUCCUAACCGGUGCGGCUGACGAUGGGGGUUUGCUGUUUGCCGAACUGCUCUUUGCUAAAUCGAUGCGAAUUGCAACGGCCAUGGAAAUUGGCUAUGAUGAGGUGUUCCAGGAUUCAGAUAGGCGAUCGGAAGCUUCCAAGAAGGCUUGGACUGAAGAGCAAGAGGAAGAACUACGAAGGCUGUUUAUGGAAAAUCAAGAAAAUCCUCGCACAGAUCAAGAUGUUAUCGAUUGGCUGCUGGAAAACCUCAUCGAUCAAACGCGUACGCGUCGGGGAGUAAUGAAAAAGCUAAGGGAACUGGGGCUUGUCUUUAAGGCCCCUACAAAACGGAGCAAUGCAAACCGACAGCAACAGGGCGGUGGCUGGACGGCAGAAGAAGAUGCGAAACUUGGCGUGCUGUAUGAGGAGCUACGUUUGGAUAAAAAUCCUCUCAAGAGCAUUGCGGAAGGGUUCGACAAAAAGUUUACUAAACCCGCCAUCGCACGUCGCAUGGUUAGCCUCAGGCUGAUUGCGGAUGUGUCCGAGAUAAUGCCAACAAAGCGUAACAAGGAACGGCGUGGCAGCUAUGAAGAGGGCAACAGCAAUGGUUCGCAGAGCGAUGAAGGCAGUGAGGAGGGUGAAAUUGAUGAGGAGGAAGAAACCAGAGGAAAGGGUGUACAACAAUUAAACGAACAUGAAGUUAAGAAGCAGCUUAGAGCGCUUGGUACCGACAUGAAAGAGGCCGUCCAGUGGAUCAUCACAUGUUUCGGCGAUGUGCUCGAUCUGUACGAAGAUUCCGAUCCUUCGGAAGACUCCGAGGGCGGUAUUCCGAUUGUACCGAUAGCACCGCAUCAAACUGAUGCUUUGAAAAACGCAGAAUUUAAGCGUCUGUUGCGAUUGCUAGGCGUGAUGGACAGUGGCAAACAGUUUAUGUAUCAUCGCAUACCUUUUACAAUGACACCGGAAGCUAUAAAAAGACGAGUCGAAAUACUGACCGAAUAUUGUGAGGGUUCUAUUACGCUUACACCGGAAAAGUCAGACCAUACAGCGAAGAAAAGAAAUUUGUUCUCGUCCAUAGUUGAUUCAGACGAUGAUCUGGAUACUUCUAUUUCGGAAAUGUCAUUAAUGCAAAGUCGCAAAAACGACGGAAACGGAAAACCCAACCAACUCCUCGCAGAAAACGAACGACGAUCCAUGUCACCGCUAAUGGUGUCGGAAGAUGAUCUUGAAACUGAUCUCACUGCUGACCGACCAGAAAGCACACGAACUGCUUCUGUACCAUUAGCAGUGUCAGAGGAUGAAUCCAAUGGGACAGAUCAUGCCGCGAGUGCCCUUUCCACCAAACGUAACCGGUCGGACUCAUCCGAUUCUGGAGCGGAUAUGCCGGUGGUACAUAGACGCAAAAAGGUCAAUCGUUUAAAGGUUCAGAAAGUACAACCAGAAAAGGAACGAAUGCUGGUGGUUUCUGAAGAUGACAGCGAUACGAUGGCCCCAAAGCAAUCAGCCUCACGACUUGUAAUGUCGGACGAUGAGUCCGAUAAGGAGUCUUCAAUGGGAAUAACCAAGGAGAUGCCCUCCCAAUCGGAGAUACCGCAGGAAGAAAGGAUUGCAGCACAGAAGGUGCGCAGAAGGGCCGUCAUCAGCAGCGAUGAGGAGUGA
Molecule: messenger RNA, 3975 nt
Organism: Anopheles marshallii
Lineage: Eukaryota; Metazoa; Arthropoda; Insecta; Diptera; Culicidae
Gene: timeout
Product: protein timeless homolog
Exons: 15
Coding region: 1-3975 (1324 amino acids)
Biological process (GO): DNA replication checkpoint signaling; replication fork arrest; DNA repair
Cellular component (GO): replication fork protection complex
Molecular function (GO): DNA binding
Source: RefSeq, a predicted model, not a curated record